Amaranthus tricolor (Joseph's coat) is the source of this 1466-nucleotide messenger RNA. RefSeq names its product transcription factor MYB36-like. The record is from RefSeq and is a predicted model, not a curated record. Lineage: Eukaryota; Viridiplantae; Streptophyta; Magnoliopsida; Caryophyllales; Amaranthaceae. The coding region runs from base 157 to 1137 and encodes 326 amino acids. The transcript is spliced from 3 exons.
AAAAACCCAAAACCAAACAAGGACUGAAACUCAGCAAUUGGAUCCUUUAAAUUUUGAGUCUCUAUUUCUUGAUUUGAAGUACUGAUCUGUAUUUCUGAACCAAAUAAAAAUCCUAUUGUUUUAAUAAUUAAGGGGUUGUUUGUUAGUGGAAUAAAAAUGGGAAGAGCACCUUGUUGUGAUAAAACAAAUGUGAAAAGAGGGCCAUGGUCUCCUGAAGAAGAUGCUACUUUGAAGAAUUAUCUUCACAAAUAUGGAACUGGUGGCAACUGGAUUUCUCUCCCUCAAAGAGCUGGUUUAAAGAGGUGUGGGAAGAGUUGCAGAUUAAGGUGGCUUAAUUAUCUAAGGCCAGACAUAAAACAUGGAGCUUUUUCCGAGGAAGAAGAUAACAUCAUCAUCUCACUCUAUUACAAAAUGGGUAGUAGGUGGUCAGUGAUAGCUGCCAAUCUACCAGGAAGGACAGAUAAUGAUGUGAAGAAUCAUUGGAAUACUAAGCUGAAGAAGAAGCUUUUUGGUGGAAGCAACAACAAUAAUAACAAUGUUAACAAAUUUAAUCCUUCUAUAAUCCCAAAAAUUGAAGUCCCUUUCAAUUACACCAAUAUAUUUAAUCAUAAUAAUUCAUCCAUUUUCAAUGUUAAUCCUCAAUCUUCAAUUCCUACUCCUUCAAUUUCACCUAGUUAUGUUGACAAUAAUGGCACUAAUCAUAACUUUAAUCAUGAUCAUGAUCAUGAUCAUCAUAACCAAAUCUAUGUUCCUAAUUUUCCUAGCUUUUCAAAUUUGCUAGCUCAAUGUAGUACACCUACUUCUAGUACUUCAUUGUUGCCUAAUUUUACCACCUUGGAUCAUUCAUAUAAUGCUAAUUAUGACUCGAGUCAUAGCAUAAAUUAUUCUCGAAACCCGUUUUACCAAUUGACUUCUUCUUUCACAGGCCCAGAGAAUAUAGGACCACCUGAAAAAGUUUCUAGUGUCUCUGAUUCUUCGUUAAUUGUUAAUGAAUCAAGUUUGGAGGAUGAUCCAUUUUUGGCGGAGUUAGGAUUUGGAUCUAUUCAAGAAGUUAUGAUUAACCCUACUUGUGGUUAUGGUGAUGGAGAAGAUAUUAAGCCCCAAUUGCAUGGACUUGGUCAAAGUGUUGCUAAUUGAUGAUUAUUAUUAAUAUUAUAACUAGCUAGGAUUAUUAAGUUUAAUUUGCUUGUUUUAAAUUAUUGUUAAUGUUAAUUAUUACUAGUAGUAUAUUUUAGUAGUGAUUAGAAUUGCUACAUCACCCCUCACUUGGUUGUACUUUGUUCAUAGAAAGGGGACAAUGAAAUGUGAAUCAAAUUGAAGAAGUAAUUUACCAAAAGAAGUACUCUUGUUUGUUUACUACUUCUAUCUCUAUUAUUGCAAAGAAAAGUAGUAGCAUGACAAAAGGAACAUACAAGCUAGUAUACUUUAACAUCAAAAUUUCUAAGUUGUUUUUAUUUAUGAUUAUG